Molecule: messenger RNA, 1233 nt
Organism: Rhizopus microsporus ATCC 52813
Lineage: Eukaryota; Fungi; Mucoromycota; Mucoromycetes; Mucorales; Rhizopodaceae
Product: translation initiation factor eIF4e
Exons: 3
Coding region: 1-1233 (410 amino acids)
Biological process (GO): translational initiation
Cellular component (GO): eukaryotic translation initiation factor 4F complex
Molecular function (GO): translation initiation factor activity; RNA 7-methylguanosine cap binding
Source: RefSeq, a predicted model, not a curated record
AUGCAACAGACGUUAUUUACUAUUUAUCGCUAUACAGCCAACCGAAAGAAGAAUCUACAUCAUCAAGAUAUACUUCAACAAUUCAUGAGUGAGCAACAUAUCUUUAUCAAUACAUCGAAUACUCUACUAGUUCAUUUACCCUCUCCACAUCAUCAUCAUCAUCAUUAUAAAUUAAAGAGUAAAAAGACUCCAAUCAAAGACAUACAACAGCCACUUUCGAUAUCAAAGAUACCAUUUGAUGUUGCCCUCGAUAAUGUGCUGUUUAUAUCCACUCUCGAAGGCUGUUGGACACGGACAAUGCCGUCACCUGUUCAAAUGAAAAGACAGGUUAGUUUAACGCACACGCCAAAUCAUGUACCCAUGAUUGUCCCGAGAAGACACUCAUAUCCUGAACAUGACUUACCAUCUCGACAUAAUCAACAACAACAACAACCUAUCAUUGAUAGUCGGCGCACUUCUUUUCAAUCUGAAGAUUCAUCUACGGAAUUGGUCCGAAGAUUUAGUUCCGAGAGUACUCAAAGUACGCUAGCAUCGAGUGUUUCGUCUGUAGAGUCGGAAAAACCAUGUGAGCAUGUCAAAAAGAGUAUAAUCGAGCAUAGUAAUCAUGACGAUGUAGAUAUUCCUGUAUGGGCAGAUCCCAUCAAGGUAAAAGAGAAUCCAACUCGAUAUGAGCAUGCUGUAUCCCAAUUGAACGAAAUGCACAUCCCGUUUGAUUCGGCCUUACCGCUAGCUGUACCCUGCACGUUUUACUUUACAGACAAUAGUAGUAAACAAGCAGAUAGUUAUCUUGAAUCUGUUAAGCCCUUAUUUGAUUGUGACACGGUUUGGAACUUUGUUUGUCGCUGGCGUCUUUAUAAGGAAACAUGUCAAAAGAAACCAUCCCAAUUAGCACCCAACCAAAACAUAUUCUGCUUUGUGCAAGGCGUCAAGCCUAUGUGGGAAGAUCCAAUCAAUAAAAAGGGUGGUCGAUUGAACGUCCAGGUCAAUCUUAAGCUGCUGGACGAGGUAUUUGAAUCGAUUCUCUUUGCACUCGUCGGCGCUGGAUUGAUCAUGCUUGGUACCGUCGGCGUCGCUGUCUCCAAACGGUACCGUGGUGAUCGAAUCGAGCUGUGGCUAGACGAAUCUGUGACGGAAGAUAAGAUACCCGAGUUAAAAAAUACAUUAAAAACGCUUUUACCUGUCUCAUGUCAUGGUGAAAUUGACUCUAGUCGUUAUAAAAAACAUUUUAUGUAG